Molecule: messenger RNA, 1254 nt
Organism: Cooperia oncophora
Lineage: Eukaryota; Metazoa; Nematoda; Chromadorea; Rhabditida; Trichostrongylidae
Source: the annotation of a GenBank genome assembly
AUGGGGUACACUCGCUCGUGGGCUCUACAGUUAUCAAGGAGUUUAUUCAAAGUUUCAUCGUUCGGCAAGAACUCUUUACUAGACCCUAGAUUGAAUGUUUUUCACCGAAAUAUUCUUGGGUACGGCUCAAUAAGGUGUGCAUCACAAUCUGCUCAAAUUUCGAAUAAGCCGAAUUACAACGUUGGAACAAUAGGUCAUAUUGACCACGGGAAGACCACACUUACUGCUGCCAUCACUCAUGUAUUAAGUAAACAAGGAUUAGCGAAAGCUGUGAAAUUCGAUGAAAUUGACAAGGCUAAAGAAGAAAAGAAACGAGGAAUCACUAUAAAUAUAGCACAUAUUGGGUAUGAAAGUAAAGCGAGGAGAUAUUCACAUACUGAUUGUCCUGGCCACUCCGAUUUCAUCAAGAACAUGAUCUGCGGUACAGCUCAGAUGGAUGCUGCAAUUCUGGUGAUCGCUGCCACCGAUGGAGUGAUGGCCCAAACUAAGGAACAUCUCAUCCUGGCUCGUCAGAUUGGCUUAAAACACAUCAUUGUCUAUAUUAAUAAAGCUGAUCUAGUCGACGGAGAUGUCCUUGAUCUUGUGGAAAUCGAAGCACGAGAGCUAUUGUCGGCUCAAGGUUUUGACGGUGACAACGCUCCUGUAAUCCGCGGUUCUGCUUUGAAUGCACUUGAAGGUCUAGACACCUCUAGCGUAGCCGAAUUGAUUUCAGUCCUUGAUGCACUCCCUGAACCGCAACGAAUUGAUGAUGAAACCCUCGUGAUGCCUGUGGCUUCCAAGACGCCUAUAACUGGACGAGGUACGGUGGUCGUCGGUACAAUAGAGAGAGGUGUUCUUAAAAAAGGUGACAAGUUGGAGAUAAAAGGCAAUGAUAGGGAAGUGUUAACAACGGCAUCCGAUAUCCAGGUUUUCGGAAAAAGUGUCAAGGAGGUUCGAGCUGGUGACCAUUGCGGCAUUCUCUGCAGAGGAGUAAAGCCUGAUCAUGUUGUGCGAGGUAUGUGGCUAGGCCACGUUGGCGCUAUUCAAGUAACAAAUCACGUGAAAGCAGAGAUAUACCUGCUUAGCGAAGAAGAAAACAAUCGACGAGUUGGCAUUCGAUCUGGGUUCACUGAUAAGAUGUUCUGCAGUACUUGGGAUCAGGUUGCACGUUUUGAUCUUUCACAAGAGAUGAUUAUGCCUGGAGAAAAUGCUAGUGCAACAGUCACACUUAUACGCGCACGAUGCCAUUUCGUAAAGGAAUAUCGUUCACUCUGA